Molecule: messenger RNA, 870 nt
Organism: Rhinolophus ferrumequinum (greater horseshoe bat)
Lineage: Eukaryota; Metazoa; Chordata; Mammalia; Chiroptera; Rhinolophidae
Gene: DYNLT2B
Product: dynein light chain Tctex-type 2B
Exons: 5
Coding region: 158-586 (142 amino acids)
Biological process (GO): microtubule-based movement
Cellular component (GO): cytoplasm; cytoplasmic dynein complex
Molecular function (GO): dynein intermediate chain binding
Source: RefSeq, a predicted model, not a curated record
CCCGCAGAGGAGGGCGGGCCGCUCCGCGGAGAGCGCGCGGCCGCGUCACGUCAGGGCCAAGGGCGGCCCUGUUGCCCUGACUACGGUUUCCCAGUUCCUUGCCGCAAUCUCCGCCAGGCCUUCAUCACGAGAUACACUAGGCCAAGAAGUCCCGGCGAUGGCUUUGUCCACCCGUCCGUCCGUUUCUACGGCCAACGGGGUGCCUGAGACUGAGAAGACCUCAAGGGAGUCAGACAACACCUAUAUUCUGCGGCCCAUUUUCCAGCAAAGGUUCAGACCCUCUGUGGUUAAAGACUGUAUCCAUGCUGUGCUCAAGGAAGAACUGGCAAACGCUGAAUACUCUCCAGAAGACAUGCCUCAGCUCACAAAACAUUUAUCAGAAAAUAUUAAAGAUAAAUUAAAAGAAAUGGGAUUUGACCGAUAUAAAAUGGUGGUGCAAGUAAUGAUUGGAGAACAAAGAGGUGAAGGAGUAUUCAUGGCUGCUCGCUGUUUCUGGGAUGCUGACACUGACAACUAUACCCAUGAUGUUUUCAUGAAUGACAGUUUGUUCUGUGUUGUAGCAGCAUUUGGCUGUUUCUACUAUUGAAUCUUUGAAAGCUGGGAAAGGAUAUGAUCAUGAAGAAAUAUGAACAACUUUUUUAUAUUGUUAAAUAUCUUGACAAAAUAAAGAUAAUUUGGCAGCAUGGCAACCAAGUCUGUUGAGUUUUAGGCCUUAUAUUUUAAUGUUUUGAUUUUGUUAUAGUAUGUUCUUAUUACAUUUGGAAAGUAGAGGAAAAACUAGGGGAAAAUCCUUAAUUAAAUUGUUCUACAUAACUAAAUGUUUUGGUAUAUUUUCUACCAGUGUUUUUUUAUUUGCAGGGUUUAAAAGAA